AUGCCAAUCCCCACCGAACUCGUCGGGAGUCUUCCUCGACCGGCGUACCUCCAAAAGGCCUUUGCCGACUACGACGCCGGCACCAUCACGCGCGACGAGCUCGUCAAGGCCCAGGACCGGGCGGUCGAGGACUCGUUGAAAAACCUCGCCGCGACCGGGGAGGCGUUGAUCACCGACGGCGAGCAGCGGGCGAGUUCGUUCGCCACGUACCCCAUCACCGACACCCUCGGAGGCACGGGUCUGUCGGAGAAUCUCGCCGCCGACGGGCAGUACUUUGCCAUCUUCGAGGAUGGCCACCACCGCCAGCUGCCGCGCUUGGUCAAGGGCCCCUUUCGGUACAAGACGUACGCCUACGAGAACCUGAAGCGGUCGAUGCCCCUGGCUGGUGGACACGCCAUGAAACAGGCCGUCAUCGCCCCGUCCAUGAUGUACCUGCUGUACCCGCUCGACGGAUCCGUCGAGGGAUACUCGCGCGAGGACUUUGAGAAGGACGUCGUCGCCGAGUGCGAAAAGGACAUCCGCGGCUGUUUCGCCGCCGGGGCCAAGCGCGUGUCCAUCGACUUUACCGAGGGUAGACUGGCCGCGAAGAAUGACACGAGAAAUCCCUGGACGGGGAAGCAUUUGUUGCAAAAGUUCAUUGAACUGAACAACCAGGUGCUCGACCGAUUCACACCCGAAGAACGCAAGAACAUCGGCAUCCACACCUGCCCCGGCGGGGACUGCGACUCGGUUCACUCGGCCGACGUCGACUACCACGAACUGUUGCCGUCGCUGUUCCAGAUGAACGCGGGCUACUUCCUGAUCCAGCUGGCGUCGGAGAAGAACAAGACCAAAGUGUACGAGGAGAUCGGGCGCACGAUCCGCCGCGACGCCCGGGGUGUCAAGCAGGUCGCCUUUGUCGGUGUCGUCAACCCGCUCAACCCGGAAGUCGAGACGGCCGAGCACGUCUGCGAGGCCCUCAUCGAGGCGGCCAAGUACAUCCCGCCGGACCAGCUGGGCGCCACCGACGACUGCGGCUUCAGCCCCUUCAGCAUCGACGUCAAGCCCAAGCACAAGAACAACCCGGACUUUGCGCGCGAGGUCGCCUUUCAGAAGAUCGCGAGCCGCGUAAAGGGGGCCAGGAUGGCGAGUGAGCGGCUGGGUUUGUGA
Messenger RNA from Fonsecaea nubica, 1149 nucleotides. RefSeq lists its product as hypothetical. The transcript is spliced from 2 exons. The record is from RefSeq and is a predicted model, not a curated record. NCBI's taxonomy places the organism in Eukaryota, Fungi, Ascomycota, Eurotiomycetes, Chaetothyriales, Herpotrichiellaceae. The coding region runs from base 1 to 1149 and encodes 382 amino acids.